CUAAACGAGACCCUGUCAAACCUAAAUCUAAAUAAGGAUUAUGAAAUCUGAAUGUUUAAUCUAAAUGCUGUAGUGAAUCGUUCUGUGCUAACAUUAAAUAACAAUUAAUCGAUUGGCCGGCUAGCAGCUGUUGAUCGGGUACCCUCUCAAUAUGGGACCUUUCAUAAAUUUGGUCCAAUUGGAAGCGGGCCGCGCAUGCUCAGCAAAGAGUGUGGGUGUUUUAUCAAAAUAAUAAGUCCUGUGUGUCAGUGAUGUAAGGACGUGAUACGCCGCCGGCGACCCGGCGCGCGUUUAAAAUGACUUAGCACCCAUAAGCCCCUGCUUAUUUACUAAAUAUACGAUUUUGUAAUAGGAUUUUAGGAAGUUGGUGGUUUUACGUCAAUUGUUGUUGUGUAUAUCGAUUAUAUUAAAUUAAUUUAAUUAAAGUUUUUUAGAAGAUUCUACGUUAGCAGUUAAUCAAGCUAGAAUUAAGUAUGCCUGACUGGACAUGGCUUUUGCUGGCAGCACUGCUGGGUGCAGUUUCUGCCCUGGCAGUGCCUUUGGGAUUGCUGUUGUAUUUUCUUAGACCAUUCGAGAAGAAGAUGCCAGAGCAGGAAGAAGUUUGUACGCCACUCACGUUGCCUCCGGAAAUACUGAAUGAGUUGACCCGUGGAGCUGGGAGUACACCAGAGGGCUCCCUAAACGCCAUGCUGCAGUUCAUAUUCCAACAAAGCACAGCCGAUACGCGCUGGUUGCGCAGGCGCAUGGCCACUGAGCUUGCUGAGCUACUCGCCAAGACCUCAUCCGGAAAGAUCUUUGAGUCACUAACUCUCCGUUCCCUGGAAGUGGGCUCUGAGUUUCCGAUAAUCACGAAUCUUCGGCUACUGAGUGGGGAGUUAGAAGAAGACGGCGCAAGGCUCAGGUCGUUGGACCUCCGCCUGGACCUCGCCUAUGACGGCAACUUCAGGAUAGACGUGGACGCAGUCAUGCUGCUCGGCAAGAUAGCCAACAUAUCAAUCACAGUGGAAAGUAUAAGCGGGAGCGUACGAGUAAUGUUCCGCCGCAACCCCUACACCCACUGGGCGUUAGCUUUCGAGGCGCCACCAAAACUGGAGCUGCGAGUGCGAGGCCGCUUCCAAGGCCGCCAAUUGAAGCCGCGACUGGCCUCACUGGUUGCAGCGCAUAUCCGACGAGCGGUUGCACAGAGGCAUACGCUGCCCAACUACAAGAUACGUUACAAGCCGUUCUUCCCCAAGUCAGAGCCCGGUAGUGGGGAUGGCGAUGACGGACCGACGCCAAACGGCAGACUGACGGUGCGCCUCGUAGAGGUAACACGUCUGCAGUGGUCUGGCGCCAACUGCACUGUAAGAGCGGCGUUGGCAGUCGACUCGCAUGGAUGGGUGUCGCUUCGUCGAGGCAUUCUAGUGCUAGACAUAGUUCUGCCGGCUGUAACGGGCCCGUUAGGCCUGGUCUGCUGUCAGGGCGUGGGCGUAGUACUUGUGGACACGGUGGUGCCGAUGUCUCCCGCGUAUAGAGCCGACUUGCGGAGAGACGACGUAGUGCUGGCCAUAGACAACAAACCUAUCAAUAAUGUGGCGCAGGUGGGCAAACUACUCCGCUGUGUAGACAGGCGCGCAGUCACGGUCCGAGUCCGCCGCGGCGGCGCUAGUUCCGUCGUGCGACGAGACGAGUCCACAACGGAGACACGUCGCGUGCGGACCAACUUCACCUUCCGCCGCGUAUCCGAGGUCAUGGAGGGCGUGCGGCUGCAGAGCAUGCGUGCCGCCGCUUCCAGGACCAAUCUACAGGAAUCGGAUUCUCCAUCAAAGGUGCCCGAACCGCAACCUGAAGCUGAGUCGCCGCCUAAACCGAAACAGGAACCUACACGCCAAGCCUCAAAGGCUACGGAACCAUCCACACCUGGCGGUAACUUGCUGCGCAAACGCAGGUGUUCCGUAGAAAACAAGUCUUCCGACAGCUCAGCUGGCAGUACCCCUCCAGCUUCUGGUGCGAGCACACCUCUUAAACAGGCCUCAGCUGUCAACAAAUCUGUCAAACACCAGGAUAUACCAAUCAUCAGAACCGACUCAUCAGAAUGUAAAAACGAGAAAGGUGACAUGUUAGACGAAGAGGACCAUGUAUUCGAAACAGGCGGACCAAGACAGAGUGAACACGUAGAGAUAUGUCAAAUGUUUUGGACUAAGAAUUUACAAUUAAAACCUAUCAUACCUUUUGACGAAGAAACAGAGUUUAAGUUGAAUGAAAAUCACAAGUAUUUGAAUAUGAACGUGUGGGCUACGGUACCCGGUGAGAAAGAAGAGGUUUUAUUAGGCUAUUUAAAUAUACCCUUAACUGCAUUGCUUGCGGAGUGUCAGGAUUCGACAGUUCCGCAUCACAUGAAGAGGUAUCAAUUCCUACCUCCGGACGUAGAUAUCAAGUUCAGCAAGAGCCACAAGCUAUCAUCGCACGCUGGAUUUGAACCAUGCCUUUGUUUUGGCGACGCACUCGUUUGGUGGGAAUGGGAGGGUGCAGGAAUUAUUAGCGGGAGUGCAAACUCUAACGCGUCUAGAAGUCCCCGACAAUCUCGAGAUACUGCCCCCAAGCCUCCAAAACCGACCAGAGCGGCACAUGAUUUCGUACGGACCCACUUCCACAGAUCUACGCAGUGCGACUUCUGUAAUAAGAAGAUAUGGUUGAAAGACGCGAUGCAGUGCCGGAACUGUGGACUCUGUUGUCACAAGAAGUGUGUAGCCAAAUGCCAGGAAUCGUCACCUUGCAUAUCAAAACAGGACCGAGAUACUCCAGGUGGUAUAGGCUGUCCACCCCCUGAACUGAUAACCACAGAAGCGGAUUCGAUUGUCGACCCCGAUUCCGACGACGAACCAGAAAGAAAGGACUCCUUGGACGUCCAUGAAGAAGGUGGUGGGACAAUGAGCGCGUUGGUGGCUGGCUUACGGCGCGCGGGAUCAGCGCACUCGCUGUCCGCGCCACGCACUUGCUCAUCAUCACGCUCACUACCGCCCUCGCCGAGUCACACGCCCAGUCCUUGUAACGCAAAGGAAGCAGUCGCUGGAGCCGUCGGGGAACCCGUUCGGCGGCUGCGGGCUGACGUGGCUGCAGCGCGGCGACGUGAGCGCCAUCCUACAGCCGGCCCUGCGCAGCGCCCUUCCGCCGGACGCGCUGCUCGCGGCCGCGCGGGACUCCGCCCCUGAGCUCGCCGCCAAGCUCACCGCGCAACAGAUACAUGAGAUGCUGCAAGCAGUUCGUGAGGAGUUAUCGUCAGAAGACGCGCAAGGCGGUAGCGCAGCAGCAGACAACGGAGAAGCACGCGCCUGCGCUCUGACCGCACUCAUGCUGCACUGCUGCGCCGCGGCGCAAUUGGCACAGCAACGCGUCGAGCCUGCGCCAACCUGACCCAAAUAAACUUUUGAUCAUUGUGACUUGUCGUUUUAUUGGUUCAAAACCAAA
Molecule: messenger RNA, 3447 nt
Organism: Chilo suppressalis (striped riceborer)
Lineage: Eukaryota; Metazoa; Arthropoda; Insecta; Lepidoptera; Crambidae
Source: the annotation of a GenBank genome assembly